This is a messenger RNA of Miscanthus lutarioriparius, 2625 nucleotides long. The record is from the annotation of a GenBank genome assembly. Lineage: Eukaryota; Viridiplantae; Streptophyta; Magnoliopsida; Poales; Poaceae.
AUGGAUAGGCUCGACGGUUCUGCCCGCCUCGUGCUCGUUUCCGAUCUUGAUCAGACGAUGAUUGAUCAUCAGGAUCGAGAGAACCUGUCCUUGCUUAGGUUCGAGGCGCUGUGGGAGGCCGAGUUCUCCCAGGAUUCUCUGCUGGUCUUCUCGACUGGAAGAACGCCAAUCAGUUACAAGGGCUUGCGUAAAGAUAAGCCUCUGAUCACACCGGACAUCACUAUCAUGUCUGUGGGAACCGUGAUAGCAUACGGUGAAGAGAUGAUCCGUGAUGUUGGCUGGGAGGAGUAUCUGAACAACAAUUGGGACAGGACUAUUGUCGUUGAGGAGACAGCUAGGUUCUCUCAGCUAAAGCCUCAGCCAGAGAGGAAUCAGGGUCCCCAUAAGGUUAGCUUCUUCGUUGACAAGCAAGGUGCUCAAGAAGUAAUGGAUUAUCUCCCACAGAAGUUGGAGAAACGUGGGCUAGAUGUGAAAAUAGUCUACAGCAGCGGUGAGGCGCUUGAUGUUUUACCACGAGGUGCAGGCAAGGGCCAGGCCCUUAUGUACUUGUUAAAUAAGCUCAAUUCAUAUGAGAAACCACCAAAGAAUACUCUUGUUUGUGGUGACUCUGGAAACGACGCAGAACUAUUCAGUGUCCCAUCUGUAUAUGGAGUCAUGGUCUGCAAUGCCCAAGAGGAGCUGCUUCAGUGGUAUGAAGAAAAUGCAAAGGAUAAUCCUAAGAUAAUUCAUGCAACUGAGAGAUGUGCUGCCGGUAUCAUGCAAGCUAUUGGACACUUCAAACUAGGACCCAAUGUUUCUGCAAGAGAUCUUGAGUUCCCUUAUCUAAAGGCAGACACCGCUAAGCCUGCAGAUGUGGUGGUGAAGUUCUAUGUUCUCUAUGAGAAGUGGCGGAGGGGUGACCUUCCAAAUUCUUCAUCAGUUAUGCAGUACUUGAAAAGCAUUACUCAUUUGAAUGGUACAAUUAUUCAUCCUUCUGGAUCUGAACGUUCUCUUCACGCAUCUAUUGAUGCUCUAAGUUCUUGCUAUGGGGACAAACAAGACAACAAGUUCCGGGUAUGGGUGGACAGACUAGUUACAUCGCCAAUUGGUACAAGUAACUGGUUGGUGAGAUUUGACAACUGGGAAAUGGAAGGUGGUGUUCGGUAUUGCUGCCGCACUACUCUUCUGCUGAAUAUUAAGCCUGAGACUCCAGAGGACUUGGAGCUGAUACACAUCCACAAUACCUGGGUUGAAGGACACUCUGGAGGGAGCGAGCACACGUUCAUCUUGGAACCCAACUGCAGAAACACCCAACAUUCCCUGCCAGCAAUCUUGGCAAGAGCUUCAAUGGAGAAGCUCGACGCUUCAGCCCGUCUUAUGAUUGUCUCGGAUCUUGAUCAGACCAUGGUUGAUCACGAUGAUCCAGAAGACCUGUCCUUGCUGAGGUUCGAGGCGCUCUGGGAGGCCGAGUUCGCCCAUGAUUCUCUUCUCAUCUUCUCGACUGGGAGAUCGCCAAUCAGCUACAGCGAUUUGAGGAAAAACAAGCCUCUGAUCACUCCGGACAUCACCAUCAUGUCUGUGGGAACUGUGAUAGCUUAUGGCGUUGACAUGGUUCGCGAUGUUGACUGGGAGGAGCAUUUGAGCAGCAACUGGGACCGAGAUAUCGUCGUCGAGGAGGCGACAAAGUUUCCUCAGCUCAAGCGUGAGGCAGCUGAAUCCUCUGUACGGAUACAGCCAGAGAAGGAUCAGGGUCCCCAUAAGGUUACCUUUGUGGUUGAAAAGCAAGGUGCUCAGGAAGUAAUGCAUGCUCUCCCUCACAAGUUGAAGAAACAUGGGAUACAUGUAAAAAUAAUCUUCAGCUACGGUGUGCUUAUUGAUGUGGUACCACAAGGUGCAGGAAAAGGGCAGGCUCUUCAGUAUUUGCUGAACAAGUUCAAUUCACAGAGGAAAGCACCCAACAAUAUUCUUGUUUGUGGCGACUCUGGAAAUGAUGCAGAAUUAUUCAGUGUCCCAUCAGUCCAUGGCGUCAUGGUCAGCAAUGCCCAAGAGGAGCUUCUUCAAUGGCGUGAAGAAAAUGCCAUGUGUAAUCCCAAGAUAAUUCAUUCAACUAAGAGAUGUGCAGCCGGUAUCAUGCAAGCUAUUGGACACUUCAAACUAGGACCUAAUGUUUCUCCUAGGGAUCUUGAAUUCCCUCAGCCAAAGCUAGGCAUCAUCAAGCCUGCAGAUGUGGUGGUGAGGUUCUACGUUAUCUACGAGAAGUGGCGGAGGGGCGAAGUUCAAAAGUCCCCAUCAGUAAUACAGUACUUGAAAAGCAUUGCUCAUUUUAAUGGAACAAUUAUUCGUCCCUGUGGAUUGGAGCAUUCUCUUCAUGCAUCCAUUGAUGCACUGCGUUCAUGCUAUGGUGACAAAAAAGCCAAGAAGUUCCGGGUAUGGGUGGACAGGCUUGUUACAUCACCGCUGGGUACAAGUAACUGGUUGGUUAAGUUUGACAAAUGGGAAAUGGAAGGUGAUGCUCGGUAUUGCUGCCGCACAACUCUUCUUCUGAAUAUGAAGUCCGAGACUCCUGAGGGAUUGGAGCUGUUACAUAUCCAGAAGACCUGGCUUGAAGGACACUCUGCAGCAAGUGAUCACACAUUCAUCUUAUAG